Tachyglossus aculeatus (Australian echidna) is the source of this 1151-nucleotide messenger RNA. It is a transcript of the gene WDR53, whose product is annotated as WD repeat domain 53. NCBI's taxonomy places the organism in Eukaryota, Metazoa, Chordata, Mammalia, Monotremata, Tachyglossidae. The record is from RefSeq and is a predicted model, not a curated record. The transcript has 3 exons. The coding region runs from base 120 to 1118 and encodes 332 amino acids. Gene Ontology annotation, molecular function: protein binding.
GGGAACCGCCCCACAACAGGUGAGGCCGCCCGGGCGCUCACUACAGUCCUCCUCCCCUCCCCCAGCCACCGUCCAGUACAUCAUCUUCAUCAUCACAACCAUCGUGAGUUGGCGGAGUCAUGGCGGCCCGGUGGGAUGGCGCCCACUCCACUCCGGUCCUGUGCCUCGACGCCAGCGGAGAGGGGCUGGUGGCCUCGGGAGCCGAGGGCGGAGACCUGGCCGUCUGGGCCGGAGAGGGGGUCCCGCUGGGGCAGGUCCGCCUCCCGGGCGCCGAGGACGUGUCCUGCGUCAUCUUCUCGCCCACCCGCCCCGCCACGCUCUUCGCCUCCCACGGCCGGGUCGUCAGCGAGCUGGACGCCCGGGCCCUCGGGGACCCCGUCCGCCACUUCCACGUGAACGCCGAGGAGAUCAACUGCAUCUCGCUCAACGAGACGGCGGGCCUGCUGGCCUCGGCCGACGACUCGGGGGCCGUGGAGGUCGUAGACUUGGCCGGCCCCCGGGCCGCCCACCGCUCCCUGAGGGGGCACGCCAACAUCUGCUCCGCCGUGGCCUUCCGCCCGCAGAGGACUCAGAGCCUGCUCUCCUGCGGGCUGGACAUGCAGGUGAUGCUGUGGGGUCUCCGGGAAGGCCGCCCGCUCUGGACCGCCAGCCUGCAAGCGAGGGAGGAGAGGGGCAGCCGGCCGGCCGCCGCCGCCGCCCAACUGUUCAACCCUCCCCUCGUCCACUCCCUGAGCGUGGCGGCGGGCGGCGACCUCUUCGGCUGCGGGGCGGAGGACGGCAGCGUCCGGCUGUUCGGGGUGACGGGCGCCCGGGCCCGAGAGCGGCUGGCCUUCCGGGCCCACGGCCUGGGCGUGUCUCAGGUCCGCUUCCUGGCCGGGACGGGCCUGCUGCUGUCGGGAGGGAACGACGGCCAGGUGCGCCUGUGGGACGUCGGCGGGGCCGGGGGACCCCGGGGGGCCGCCCGCCGGAGGAGGCCCGGCCCGCCCGGCCCCAAGCUGACCAUCCGCCACGGAGAAAAAGUCAACUGGAUCACCUCCGCGCACAUCAGGGGAAGCCCGAAGGUCCUGGUUGCCGACCAGAGCCCGGUCAUAUCGGUGUAUCCCCUGAGCGGCCUCUAAACCCAAUAAAAGGAGAAAAAACCCGCUCCGGAA